Peronospora belbahrii is the source of this 1974-nucleotide messenger RNA. The record is from the annotation of a GenBank genome assembly. NCBI's taxonomy places the organism in Eukaryota, Oomycota, Peronosporomycetes, Peronosporales, Peronosporaceae.
AUGUUGGACCCGUCAGUCGUCGAUGCUUACGGCACUCAAACAAAGACGACCGACUUGACGCUUCCAUCAUCGUACACUACACCGUUCCAGACGGAGCCGGAGACUGUGGAGCCACCUUGUCCGCCAAGCUCAGAAUCCCAACCGCCACCUAGUCCACCGACCUUGGACACCGAAUCGCCUAUGAAACCUCCAGUGGGCGCGAGUUCUCCACCGCCAACGCAUCCGAAGACUGUACAGCCGGAGACUGUGGAGCAACCUUCUCCACCAAGCUCAGAAUCUCAACCGCCACCUUGUCCACCAAGCUCAGAAUCCCAACCGCCACCUAGUCCACCGACCUUGGACACCCAAUCGCCUAUGAAACCUCCAGUGGGCGCGAGUUCUCCACCGCCAACGCAUCCGAAGACUGUACAGCCGGAGACUGUGGAGCAACCUUCUCCACCAAGCUCAGAAUCUCAACCGCCACCUUGUCCACCAAGCUCAGAACCCCAACCGCCACCUAGUCCACCGACCUUGGACACCGAAUCGCCUAUGAAACCUCCAGUGGGCGCGAGUUCUCCACCGCCAACGCAUCCGAAGACUGAGGAGCCGGAGACUGAGGAGCCGGAACUGAGGAGCCGGAGACUUCCACCGACCUUGGACACCCAAUCGCCUAUGAAACCUCCAGUGGGCGCGAGUUCUCCACCGCCAACGCAUCCGAAGACUGUACAGCCGGAGACUGUGGAGCAACCUUCUCCACCAAGCUCAGAAUCUCAACCGCCACCUUGUCCACCAAGCUCAGAACCCCAACCGCCACCUAGUCCACCGACCUUGGACACCGAAUCGCCUAUGAAACCUCCAGUGGGCGCGAGUUCUCCACCGCCAACGCAUCCGAAGACUGAGGAGCCGGAGACUGAGGAGCCGGAGACUGAGGAGCCGGAGACUGUGGAGUCACCUUCUCCACCAAGCUCAGAAUCUCAACCGCCACCUUGUCCACCAAGCUCAGAACCCCAACCGCCACCUAGUCCACCGACCUUGGACACCCAAUCGCCUAUGAAACCUCCAGUGGGCGCGAGUUCUCCACCGCCAACGCAUCCGAAGACUGUACAGCCGGAGACUGUGGAGCAACCUUCUCCACCAAGCUCAGAAUCUCAACCGCCACCUUGUCCACCAAGCUCAGAACCCCAACCGCCACCUAGUCCACCGACCUUGGACACCGAAUCGCCUAUGAAACCUCCAGUGGGCGCGAGUUCUCCACCGCCAACGCAUCCGAAGACUGAGGAGCCGGAGACUGAGGAGCCGGAGACUGAGGAGCCGGAGACUGUGGAGUCACCUUCUCCACCAAGCUCAGAAUCUCAACCGCCACCUUGUCCACCAAGCUCAGAACCCCAACCGCCACCUAGUCCACCGACCUUGGACACCCAAUUGCCUAUGAAACCUCCACCAGAAUCUCAACCGCCACCUUGUCCACCAAGCUCAGAACCCCAACCGCCACCUAGUCCACCGACCUUGGACACCGAAUCGCCUAUGAAACCUCCAGUGGGCGCGAGUUCUCCACCGCCAACGCAUCCGAAGACUGAGGAGCCGGAGACUGAGGAGCCGGAGACUGAGGAGCCGGAGACUGUGGAGUCACCUUCUCCACCAAGCUCAGAAUCUCAACCGCCACCUUGUCCACCAAGCUCAGAACCCCAACCGCCACCUAGUCCACCGACCUUGGACACCCAAUUGCCUAUGAAACCUCCAGUGGGCGCGAGUUCUCCACCGCCAACGCACCCGAAGACUGUACAGCCGGAGACUGUGGAGCAACCUUCUCCACCAAGCUCAGAAUCUCAACCGCCACCUUCUCCACCAAGCUCAGAACCCCAACCGCCACCUAGUCCACCGACCUCGGACACCCAAUCGCUAUUGUACCCGGACUUAAAGAAUUCGAUGGCCCCGGGGCCCCCCCUAACCGCUGCUCCAUUGUCGCCGCCACCGCUUGAAUUCGUGUACACUUGA